AUGGAGCGUGCACGCAGGCUAGCAAACAAAGCCAUCCUCGGGCGCCUGGUUUCACAAACCAAACAAAACCCAUCAUCCCCUGCGCUCUAUUCUCCUUCAAGGUAUGUCUCCUCUUUGACUCCAUACGUAUGUAGUGGUAGUGGCAGAAACGUUAGAUCAGAACGAACCAUUAAUGGGUUCGGUUCGCAUACGCAAUCGCAAGUUCGAUCUAUAUCAGUAGAUGCAUUAAAACCAAGUGACACCUUCCCACGCCGCCAUAACUCCGCCACCCCAGAUGAACAAACCAAAAUGGCCGAAUUUGUCGGUUUUCCAAAUCUCGAUUCCCUCAUUGACGCCACUGUACCCAAAUCAAUCCGUCUUGAAUCAAUGAAGUUCCCUAAGUUCGAUGAAGGCUUAACCGAAUCCCAAAUGAUCGCACACAUGCAAGAUUUAGCUUCCAAGAAUAAGAUCUACAAGUCCUUCAUCGGUAUGGGAUACUACAACACAUCUGUUCCUCCAGUCAUUCUAAGAAACAUCAUGGAAAACCCUGGUUGGUAUACACAGUACACUCCAUAUCAGGCGGAAAUUGCACAGGGACGUUUAGAAUCCCUGCUCAAUUUCCAGACCAUGAUCACCGAUCUCACUGGUUUACCCAUGUCAAACGCUUCCCUACUCGAUGAAGGAACUGCAGCUGCUGAAGCUAUGGCGAUGUGUAACAACAUCCAAAAGGGUAAAAAGAAAACCUUUAUUAUCGCAAGUAACUGCCACCCACAAACAAUCGAUAUCUGUAAAACUAGAGCAGAUGGGUUUGAUCUAAAAGUCGUCACUUCUGAUCUCAAGGAUUUCGAUUACUCAUCUGGUGAUGUGUGUGGAGUUCUUGUUCAGUAUCCAGGGACCGAAGGUGAGUUGUUGGACUAUGGUGAGUUCAUCAAGAACGCACAUGCAAACGGUGUGAAAGUUGUCAUGGCUACUGAUUUGUUAGCUUUGACUGUGUUAAAACCUCCUGGUGAGUUUGGAGCCGACAUUGUUGUGGGUUCUGCUCAAAGAUUUGGUUGUGGAUUCUUCCGGAAGCCGGCUUUACGUAUGGCCAUGCAGACAAGAGAACAGCAUAUUAGAAGAGACAAAGCAACCAGCAACAUUUGCACAGCUCAGGCAUUGCUUGCAAAUAUGGCUGCUAUGUUUGGUAUCUACCAUGGACCAGAAGGGUUAAAGACCAUUGCACAAAGAGUUCAUGGUCUUGCUGCAACUUUUGCUGCUGGGUUGAAGAAGCUUGGAACAGUUCAAGUUCAAGAACUUCCCUUUUUUGACACUGUGAAGAUAACAUGUGCUGAUUCGAGUGUAAUAGCUGAAGAAGCUGAUAAACAUCAGAUGAAUCUUCGUAUUGUGGACAAAAACACUAUCACUGUCUCUUUUGAUGAGACAACAACGAUUGAAGAUGUUGAUAAUCUGUUCAAAGUUUUCGCCUUGGGAAAACCCGUGACAUUCAGUGCCACGUCACUUGCACCAGAGGUUGAGGAUGUUAUCCCUUCCGGACUUGUCAGGGAGACUCCAUAUUUGACUCAUUCGAUUUUCAACAUUUACCAUACGGAGCAUGAGCUACUAAGAUACAUUAGUAAGCUGCAGUCAAAGGAUCUGUCAUUAUGCCACAGUAUGAUUCCCCUGGGAUCUUGCACCAUGAAGCUUAAUGCAACUACAGAGAUGAUGCCUGUGACAUGGCCAGCCUUUGCAGAUAUGCAUCCUUUUGCUCCUACCCAACAGGCACAGGGGUAUCAGGAAAUGUUCAAGAAUUUGGGUGACAUGUUGUGUACCAUAACCGGAUUUGACUCUUUCUCUUUGCAACCAAAUGCUGGAGCUGCUGGAGAAUAUGCUGGGCUGAUGGUUAUCCCGGGCUUAUCAUAUGGCGAGAGGAGAUCAUCAUCGCAAUGUAAUAUCAAUAUUGAAGAGGUACGCAAGGCUGCUGAGGCAAACAAGGAGUAUCUAUCUGCUCUUAUGGUUACCUAUCCUUCUACUCAUGGAGUUUAUGAGGAGGGUAUUGAUGAGAUUUGCAAGAUUAUUCAUGACAAUGGAGGUCAAGUCUACAUGGAUGGAGCUAAUAUGAAUGCACAGGUUGGUUUAACAAGUCCAGGGUGGAUUGGGGCCGAUGUUUGUCAUCUAAACCUUCACAAGACAUUUUGCAUUCCACAUGGUGGUGGUGGGCCCGGAAUGGGCCCCAUUGGUGUGAAGAAACACUUGGCACCCUACUUGCCUUCACACCCUGUGGUUGCAACUGGAGGCAUACCAGCCCCUGAGCACAGUAAGCCACUUGGCACGAUUUCAGCAGCACCUUGGGGUUCAGCACUUAUCUUGCCUAUAUCAUAUACAUACAUUGCCAUGAUGGGAUCUCAAGGACUUACAGAUGCAUCCAAGAUCGCUAUCUUGAAUGCAAACUAUAUGGCAAAACGUCUUGAGAGUCACUAUCCCAUUCUUUUCCGUGGUGUGAAUGGAACAGUUGCCCAUGAAUUCAUCGUUGAUUUGAGACCCUUGAAGACAAGUGCUGGAAUAGAGCCAGAAGAUGUUGCAAAACUGAAAGCAAGGCUGAGUUUGGACAGGUUUUGUGAUGCUUUGAUCUCCAUUAGACAAGAAAUAGCAGAAAUUGAGAAAGGAACAGUGGACAUCAACAACAAUGUCAUCAAGGGAGCACCUCAUCCACCACAACUACUCAUGGCUGAUAAGUGGACAAAACCAUACUCCAGAGAAUAUGCAGCAUACCCUGCUCCAUGGCUUCGUGCUGCUAAGUUCUGGCCUACUACAUGCCGUGUGGACAAUGUGUAUGGUGAUCGGAACCUGAUCUGCACCCUUCAGCCACCACAGGAGUAUGAAGAGAAAGCUGAAGCUACUGCUUAAGAAAUAAGAAGAUAUACACGUGAAUGAUGUGAGAUGUGGUUUUAAGGUUCUUUUUCAGCUUUAUACAUAAAUCUGUUCUUGUAUAUACCUGUUUCGUAUUUGUAAGCCUUAUAUGGCUGCUGGCUUUUAUGGUAUUAUUCAUGUAAAAUCAUGGUGACCAGCUGCUCUUAAUUAUAGCAAUUCCUUGUCAUGAUGAUGUAUAGAUUUCACUUUUUGUGAAAGAUACCAUCUUAACAAAUUUAAACAAUUUUAGUUACUUUGAACACCAC
Molecule: messenger RNA, 3131 nt
Organism: Lactuca virosa
Lineage: Eukaryota; Viridiplantae; Streptophyta; Magnoliopsida; Asterales; Asteraceae
Source: the annotation of a GenBank genome assembly